AUGAAAGUAGAGGAAGAGGGAAUUUCACUAAAAGGAACUGUGUUAGACCCAUUAAUUGAAAAGUAGGAAAUUAAAUUAAGAGAAAUAAUACUUAAUUAGACAAUUUCUUAAAAAAAGUCGUGUAAUGAAAUCAAUAAUAGCAAAUACUCUAUAUUGACAUUUUUACCUUUAGUAUUGUUUUAUUAAUUUUAACAUUUCUUUAACUUAUACUUUUUAGGAUUGACUAUUACUUAAUUCAUACCUGCUUUAAAAGUAGGUAAAAUAUAAUGUUUUAUUAUAUUAGGAUUUAUUAUCAAUUAUGUAGGUCCAUUAUCAAUAGUUGUAUGUUUAUCUAUGUGUAAAGAGGCUUAUGAUGAUAUUUUAAGACAUUCAAGAGAUAGAUAAAUAAACAAUCAACUUUAUUAGAUAUUAACAAUAGAAGGUUUGAUGAACAAGAAAUCAGGAAAUUUAUAAGUAGGAUAAAUUGUUUAAGUGAAUAAAGAUGAAAGAAUACCUGCAGAUUUAUUAAUAUUAAGAACAGAUGAUAAGGAUGGAAAUGCAUUUAUUAGAACAGAUUAAUUAGAUGGUGAGACAGAUUGGAAAUUGAGAAAAUCUAUUAAAAUAACACAAAAUAUGGAUGAUAAUUAAUUAACAUCCAUAUCUGGAUUAAUUUAAUUUGAAUAACCUCAUUAAAAUAUAAAUAUUUUUAAAGGAUUAGUAUAAAUUGAUGAAAUAGAUGGAAAAUAAGUUCGUGAAUCAAUAAAUUUAGAAAAUGUUAUUUGGGCAAAUAGUGUUUUGGCUGUAGGAUAAAUUUAUGGGAUAGUAAUUUAUAAUGGAAAUGAGGCAAAAAUGAUGAUGAAUUAAAAGAAGGCUUAAACUAAAAAGGGAAUUUUUGAUGUUGAAGUUGAUAAAUUAAGUAAAUUAUCAUUUUUCAUUAUGAUUGUUUUGGCUGUUAUCAUAACAUUAUUUAGCAGUCCUCCAAGAGAUCUUAGAUAUGUACUAUAAAUGUAUAUGAGAUAUUUAAUAUUAGUUAGUAACAUUAUUCCAGUAUUAAAUUAUAAUAUAUAAUUAGAUUUCUAUGAGAGUAAAUUUAGAGUUUGCAAAAAUAGUUUAUUCUAUCAGAAUUAAUAGAGAUAAUAAAAUUGAAGGAACUAUCACCAGGAAUUCAAAUAUACCUGAAUCUUUAGGUAGAAUUUCCUAUUUAUUAAGUGAUAAAACUGGUAAAUUUAAUUAUUAAUUGAAUGAGGCACUCUCACAUAAAAUGAUAUGAUUUUUAAGAGAUUUUCAUUAGAAAAUGAGAAAUAUACUAUUGAACAAGAAGACUUAUAAAAAGUAAAAUAAAUCCUCUAUGAUUAAUUUAAAUAUUCAAAUAAAAAGAAUGGAAAAAUGAGAGAUUUCUUUACAUGUUUAAGUGUUUGUCAUCAUGUAACACCAGUAGAUGAUGAAUAUGGAAAUCGUACAUAUUAAGCUUAAUCUCCAGAUGAAAUAGCAUUAAUUAAAUUUGCUGCAUAAUAAGGUUUCUAUAUAUCAUCAAGAGAUGAUAAAGAAAUCAUUAUACAUAUAGAUUAAAAUGAACUAAAAAUAAUGGAAAGAUAUUAAAUAUUAAAUAGUUUUCCAUUUUCAAGUGAAAAUAAAAGAAUGGGAAUAAUUCUAAAGAAUAAUUAAAAUUAAAUACAUUUUUAUGUUAAAGGUGCAGAUAUAGUACUCAAAUAAUUAUUACCAGAAUAAUAUUAAAGUUAUAUUGAUGAAGAGACAGAAAAUCUAGCUAGAAUAGGUUUAAGAACACUUGUAUUGGCUCAUAAAAAACUAUCUUAAUAAGAAUAUGAUGAAUGGAAUCAAGAAUAUAUAAAAGCAACUUAAUUAAUUGAAAAUAGAGAAUAGAAAAUGUAAAAGUUAAUUGAAUAACUUGAAAGAAAUUUAGAUUUUAUAGGAAUAACAGGUGUAGAAGAUAAAUUAUAAGAUGUAAUUAAUAAUAUUAGAUAAGGAUGUGUCACAUACUAUUGAAAAUUUAAAGAAUGCAGGAAUCAAUGUUUGGAUGUUGACAGGUGAUAAAAUGGAAACAGCUAUCUGUAUUGCUAUUCUAUCUGGUCUUAAACAUGCAACAUAAAAUUUUAUUAUUAUGAAAGAUGUUAUUGAUGAGGUACUAUUAUAAUUAUAUAAUAGAUAUAAAUGUCAUUGAUUUUAUAAAAUUUAGAGGCUAAUUCUAAUAAUGUAUUAGUUAUUGAUGGAACAAGUUUAUAAGAAGCAUUACAUGGAUUUGAAUAACAAUUUAUGAAAGCUGCUAUGAAUUGUCCUUCAGUAAUUUGUUGUAGAUGUUCUCCUACAUAAAAAGCUAUAGUAACUGAACUAUUAAAGAAAUACUCAGGACUUGUUGUAGCAGCAGUAGGUGAUGGAGGAAAUGAUGUUGGAAUGAUAUAAUCUAGUGAUGUAGGAAUAGGUGUUGAAGGUAAAGAAGGUAAAUAAGCUGCUUUAGCAUCUGAUUUUUCAAUCUUAAAAUUCAAUUCAUUAAAUUUGCUAUUAUUAUGGCAUGGGAGAUUAUCAUACAAAAGAAGUUCUUUACUUUCUUAAUUUAUUCUACAUAGAGGUCUUCUGAUUGCCACAGUUUAAACUAUAUUUAUGUUUUUAUUUUACUUUCUGUCAAUCAGUUUAUUCUCUGGUUUUUUAAUGUUUGGAUAUUCCACUAUUUUCACGUAUACAUUAUUUAUAUAUUUAAGGAUGUUUCCUGUAUUUUGCAUUAUUUAUGAUGAAGAUGUUAAACAAGAAAUUGCUUUAAGAUUUCCACCUCUUUAUAAAUCAAUUCAAUAAGGAAGGUUACUUAAUACAAAGACAUUUCUUAUUUGGCUAUGGAAGGCUGUAUUCCAAGGUUUUAUUAUAAUGAUUUGUUCAAUUCUUUUGAUUAAGCAAGCCUUUUUAAGAUUAGAAACAACUGUUUUCACAUGUUUAAUAUUUACAUAAUAUGCUAUGACACUUACAGAAGUACUAAUAAUUAAAAUUUAAUAGUUAGAAUCUCUACAUAUUUAUAUGAUUAUGUCAAAUUUAUUGUCUGUAUUGAUCUAUCUUAUGACAUUAUUAUUGUUUCCUGAAUAACUCUUAGUAUAAGAUACAAUUGAUGUACCAUUUUUUGGAUGGGUGAUCUUAAUUUUAUUAAUGAGUUGGUUACCUUUGUAUAUUUUAAGGAGAAUCUUAAAAUCAGUGGAUCCAUCUGAUUACGAGAAACUUAUGGACUAAGUUUAAAGAGAAACAAUUAAUACGAAUUGA
Molecule: messenger RNA, 3237 nt
Organism: Paramecium pentaurelia
Lineage: Eukaryota; Ciliophora; Oligohymenophorea; Peniculida; Parameciidae
Source: the annotation of a GenBank genome assembly